Aspergillus niger is the source of this 1278-nucleotide messenger RNA. RefSeq lists its product as uncharacterized. Gene Ontology annotation, biological process: spliceosomal complex assembly; protein phosphorylation; regulation of mRNA processing. The transcript is spliced from 4 exons. Lineage: Eukaryota; Fungi; Ascomycota; Eurotiomycetes; Eurotiales; Aspergillaceae. Gene Ontology annotation, molecular function: protein kinase activity; ATP binding. The coding region runs from base 1 to 1278 and encodes 425 amino acids. The record is from RefSeq and is a predicted model, not a curated record.
AUGCGUGUGAGAGUAUCCUCAUUACUCAGAAUAAGACAUACAGCUACUCUAUCUUUACCACUACCCGCCUCCACUUCAAAGCACAACUCCAUAUCUUACUCAACUCUCCUCAAAACUGUACCCCAAUACUCUUCCCCUGUUAAUGCGGAGCCCCUCCACCGCUAUACAGCCGGCGGCUACCAUCCAAUCACACUAGGAAAUCUCCUCCAUGAUGGACGAUACAAAAUUCUGCAUAAGCUAGGAUGGGGCGGAUACUCCACUGUCUGGGCCGCUAGAGAUGAACAGUACUUAGAAGGGAGAUAUGUCGCUAUUAAUAUCUGCGUAUCGGAGAAUCUUAGUGAUAGAGGAGAUCGACAGAUAGACAUCUUGAAGAGUCUGGCUAGUUCCCAGCAUGUCGUGCACAUACUCAAUCACUUCGAUAUAGAGGGACCUAAUGGGAUACAUUCCUGUUUGGUUCUCGAGAUGCUGGGAUCAAGUGUAUCUGAUUUGGUGGAGGAGCGGUUUGCAGAUGGGAGACUUCCGGGACAUAUCGCCAAGUCUGCUGCCAAGCAGGCUAUGAUGGGACUUAAUUCAUUGCAUCGUAGGAAGAUCGCACAUGGAGACUUCCAUAUCCGCAACCUGGCCUUCACUAUACCCUCUAUGGCCAACGUCCCAGAACAUGAAUUCAUCGAUAUACUAGGAAAACCAGACAUCGGAGUUGUCCGCAGAAAUGACGGCAAAUGUCUCGAGCCUGGUAUACCCGAGUACAUUGUUAGACCUGCGAGUUCACAUACACGAUCGUGGCCAUUGUCGGAUACCAUCAAGAUCGUCGACUUCGGUGAAUCAUUCUCACCGGAUAAUGUGCCCAAGACACUCCACACCCCAGUAGUAGUCCGGGCACCUGAAGUGAUAUUCAAAGAUCGGCUGGAUUAUCGUGUGGAUUUGCGGAGUCUGGGCUGCAUGUUAUUCGAGUUAUUUGUGGGCCAACCCCCCUUUGAUAACUUCUUGAUUACUCCCAAGAUCCUUGUUGAGCAAAUGCAGGAGAUAACGAAUGAAGCAUUGCCGGAGAGGUGGGUACCUUUAUGGGAGUCAAUGCCUGGCGACGAUGCCACUGCGGAUAAUGGGCCUAAACUGCAGGAGUGGCUAGAAGAGACGUACUUUGAUGGUGAGCGAAAAGAGGAAUUGACGAGAGAUGAUAUCGUGGAACUGGGGAGGAUUAUUCGGGAGUUGUUACGCUUUGAGCCAGCUGCUCGUGCUUCGGUGAAAGAGAUCUUGAAUGAUCCCUGGUUUAGAGAGUAA